UUUAUUUAUACGAUCCUGUAUCGAGCAUGGUGUACGAAAUCAAACCGGAAAUGGCCAGUUAAGCGAGGCAGCAUUCGCUCCGCGAUUCAUGAUUGUUUAUAUUUUGUCACAUUGAUGACAGCUGGAGAGAUCACGCUUUUUACUGAAAACGCAACGAAGAAUAUCAUUGGAAAUGAUUCCGCCGUGCGAUACUUUGAGAAUCCUUCAUUUGCCUCCGGAACUUUCUGAUGAACGGCGAGAUGCAUUAUUACAGAAAUAUGGUGCGACUAGCACUAAGACGAUACGGCCAUCCAGUACUUACACUAUCACUUUUGCCAAAUUCCCAUCCCAACAAUUGGCGGCAGAGGCAUUGCUGCGUCUACAUCAGUUAAAUGUCAAAGGACAAUAUUUGUCGAUUGAGUAUGCUAAAAAAUCUGUACCUGAGCUUGGGGAGAAAGGCUUUGAGCAUAAGAUACCAAUAAGCAGCGAUGCAAAAAUAGAAACUAUUAAUAAAUCUCUUGUCCAAACAUUUGUGCGAAAAUUAAACAAUUGGACGAUGAAUUAUGAGUUCAGUCAGUUGCCUCCACCAAAUAUAAGAUACAAGUAUAUCAAGCCAACAAGGAUCACAUUGAUGAGAAUAGCCAUACAGCUGUUAACUCAGCCAGCUUUUUAUACGCAGGUGUUGCAUUUGAUGAAUAAGAUGAAUCUACCUCCUCCCUUUGAAGAAUUAGAAACGGAAUUUCCUAUGCUCAGAGAAAUAUAUAACAUGGAGAAGUACAAAGAUAUAUUCUACGAGCACAAGAAUGAAGAGGAGACAGAGAAAGAGGAAUCUGAGUUGGAGUCUGAUGAGGAAGAUAAUGUCCGACCUCUAGAAAUUAUUCCUGUUAAGAGGAAACGACAGCAAUCUACAAAACGUUUGAAGAUACCAAAAUUUGUGAAUCCCGCCAAAAAUAUCGCAACUCCUUCGUCCACGCAAAAAGUCAAACCAGAAGAUAUGUUUGAGUCCGUUCAGCGCGGAGAGACUAAAAAUUUCAAGAUUGAAUUAAAGACUCUGGACAAAUCAUUGGAAGCAAUGCCCGCUAAUCAAGAUAAUAUCGUGACUGUAGACGGCGGAUUCGGCCUGAUAUUUCCAAUUAAUAAAACUGCUGAGGACGCGAAGGAUAACGGAGAGACCGUGGAAACGCAAAAGAAUAAGUUUAUAACUUCUGAGGAAUUGGCAGCUAAUAAAAUCUCCGCUAACGACCAGAGGCUACUUCCUGUGUUCAAAAAUUAUCACGCGGGCAAACCUUCCAACCGCCUCUACAUAAAAAAUCUCGCAAAGCAAGUGGAAAUGAACGAUCUACAUUAUAUUUAUCAAAGAUACGUUAUUGCUGGCUUGAAAGACGCCGAGAAUGAUUACGAUGUACGACUUAUGCAAGAGGGUAGGAUGAAGGGGCAAGCCUUUAUUACUUUACAAAAUACCGUACAGGCAAAAAUGGCUCUUGAGGAAACUAACGGAUAUAUUUUAAAAGAUAAGCCUAUGGUUGUACAAUUUGCCAAAACUGUUAAAAAUUGAUAUAUAUCAUGCUGCUUUGAACUUAAUUUAUUUCACGACAUAUUCACGACAUCACGACAUAACAACAAUUAACUGUUGUUGACUAAAAAAAUAUUAUACUUUUAGAAUAAAUGAUUAUAAAUUACAGUCGAAGCAGUUUUGUUGACGCAAUUUUAUUCAACAAUUGAAAAUUAAAACUACCUAAUUUGUAUGUGUUAUAUUUCACUUGGACAAAUGUUUAAUUAUUUAGAAUGUGAUAAACUUUGAUAAUGAUUUAUUUUUAAAAAGCAAUAUAUAUGUUUAGACGCGAAUCUUUAAAUGUUUCUUGUUGCGAUUUAUCUAAUAAUCCACCUUCCUUUCACAUUUAUCUAAAAAAGAAUAAAAAUUACUUAAAUUAAUAAGAUAUACAACGUGAGAUAUAAAUGAAGAAAUCAAAGGUACUUUUUUUACCAGAGGUACCUUUGCACAACAGGUGUUUAACUCGAAGCUAGUUUAUAGGAUAUUUCUGAAUCUUGCUUGUGAAAUUCAGGACAUUAUAUAUCUGAUCAAGAACAGUCUUGUAUAAUAAACAGAGUGAUAUUAUAUAAUUUAUACAAAGCACGCGCAUAGAUGAUACCGCACGAAAGAACAUUUUCAAUAAAUGCGAUUUUAUUUAUUAA
Molecule: messenger RNA, 2172 nt
Organism: Pogonomyrmex barbatus (red harvester ant)
Lineage: Eukaryota; Metazoa; Arthropoda; Insecta; Hymenoptera; Formicidae
Product: RNA-binding region-containing protein 3
Biological process (GO): mRNA splicing, via spliceosome
Cellular component (GO): U12-type spliceosomal complex
Molecular function (GO): pre-mRNA intronic binding; protein binding; U12 snRNA binding
Source: RefSeq, a predicted model, not a curated record